Messenger RNA from Bufo bufo (common toad), 2773 nucleotides. RefSeq names its product N-glycanase 1 (gene NGLY1). The record is from RefSeq and is a predicted model, not a curated record. Gene Ontology annotation, biological process: glycoprotein catabolic process; protein quality control for misfolded or incompletely synthesized proteins; protein deglycosylation. NCBI's taxonomy places the organism in Eukaryota, Metazoa, Chordata, Amphibia, Anura, Bufonidae. The transcript is spliced from 12 exons. Gene Ontology annotation, molecular function: peptide-N4-(N-acetyl-beta-glucosaminyl)asparagine amidase activity. Gene Ontology annotation, cellular component: nucleus; cytosol; cytoplasm. The coding region runs from base 31 to 1881 and encodes 616 amino acids.
UCCCUUCCUACAGCCCCGGGGCUCAGAGUCAUGGCGUCCGCCGAGUCGUCCGCCGUCACCGAGCUGUGUCAGAACGGGCGCCAGGUGUUCAUGGACGCCUCCCAGCUGCUGCUCACCUAUGCCGACAAUAUACUCCGGAGUCCAAAUGAAGAAAAGUACCGAUCCAUAAGAAUUGGGAACACCGCUUUCUCUACCAGACUCUUGCCAGUUCCGGGGGCUGUUGAGUGUUUAUUUGAGAUGGGAUUUGAAGAGGGAGAAACCCAUCUUUUGUUUCCUAAGAAGGCGUCAGUAGAGAAGCUGAAGAAGGUCCGAGACCACAUCGCAUCAGAGAGAGACAAACUCCUCAACGGAUCAGACGUGACAGCUCCGGUGGCUACAGGGACCGCACAGCCAGCACCAAGCCCCACCCUGGCAUCUGAAAUAAAAUUCUUCAAGACACUCCAAUCAAACUCUCAGCAUGUUCUAACGUACGAGCUGCCCGAGCUUCAGCAGAAAGCAAGAGAACACAUACCUGUCUCCGAACUGAAGGCGAGAGCUCAGGAAAAGCUUCAGCAAGCCAGGAGUCUUGAGUCUGACACCACUAUGAAUGAAGAGGACUUCUUGACGUUGGAGCUGUUACGCUGGUUUAAGGAACAGUUCUUCAGUUGGGUGAACAGCCUUCCUUGCAGUAAAUGUGGAGGGCAGACUGUAGCUAAAGGAUCACUUACGCCUUCUGCUGAUGAUCUGCGGUGGGGGGCAAACCGGGUGGAGAAUCAUUACUGCAACAAGUGUCAGCACAUCAACAGGUUCCCAAGAUACAAUGACCCAGGAAAGCUUCUGGAAGCCAGACGUGGGCGAUGCGGUGAAUGGGCAAACUGCUUUACCUUGUGCGGCAGGGCUUUAGGGCUGGAAGCAAGAUACGUGUGGGACUCCACAGAUCAUGUCUGGACUGAGGUGUUCUCUUCAUCUCAAAACAGAUGGCUUCAUUGUGACCCAUGUGAAAAUGCCUGUGACAAGCCCCUCUUAUAUGAAGUCGGAUGGGGGAAAAAGCUUUCCUAUAUCAUUGCAUUCUCCAAAGACGAGGUUGUGGAUGUGACUUGGCGGUAUUCUUGUAAACAUGAAGAAGUCAUCUCAAGGAGAAAAGAUGUGCGAGAAAAUUGGUUAAGAGAAACGAUUGCCGGUCUGAACAAGACGCGGCAGCAGGCUUUGCCAGAACAAAGAAAGAAGGAGCUGCUUGGGAGGCUGAUAGUCGAGAUUGUGGAGUUUAUGUCUCCAAAGACACCUAAAGCUGGUGAGCUUGGUGGGCGAGUGUCAGGAUCUCUAGCUUGGCGGGUGGCACGAUCAGAAGCUGGUUUGCAGACCAAGACCAAGAGUUUCGUCUUCGUACCCACUGAAAAAGAGAAAGCGGACAAGCGUUUCCAUCUUCAGUACAAUGUGGUUGAUGAUUGCUACACAAGGGUCUCAAAUAACAAUGAGGUGAUCAGUGGUUGGGAAAAUGGAGUCUGGAGGACAGAGUCUAUAUGUAGGAAAGUGGAGAAUGACUGGAAAAUGGUAUAUUUGGCACGCACAGAAGGUACCUCCUCAGCUAAUAUUGGCUGGAAGUUUGAAUGUGCAUCAGUGGGAUUGAGCAUUGACAGUAUAAGUGUCCGGACAGGUAGCCAGACUUUCAACAAUGGCGAAAUAAACUGGAAGCUGCGUUCUCUAGAAACACAAGUAGACGUUCAUUCUGACAAGAACCUCUGUUCGUAUCCAGAGUUUGGAAAUGCAUCAGAAGUUCUAUUGGAAGCUGAUCUAUGUGGCGGGGAAGGAAAUACCGCCUGGCAGCAUACACAGUUGUUUCGAGAGGGUCUUGGCGCCACUGAACACUCUUUGGAAAUGAUUAUAACUCUUAAAGAACUUUAGGAAUCCUCUUUUAAAUUUUUUUUUUUACAUUUCAAGUAUGGUUUGUUUCAUAAGAAAAGAGGUUUCUUUUGGGAUCCUGACGGGAUUGAUCUGACAUCUUUCACAUCUUCCCUGGCUCUUGAUGGCGCUGGGCUACUUCUGGAUCUGGGUUUCCUGUAUAUGAAAAUGUCAAGGUUUUAAAGGGGUGUUCUGGUGAUGUGAAGUUAUUUCCUAUGCACAGGCUAGGGGAUAUCUAUUAGAUUUGGGGAAGUCCUACCACUGGGACCCCCACUGAUCACUGUACCCUGUGGAGCCCCUCAAAAUUAACAGACGGCCAGUUGGACAUGCAUGUGACUGCUCGAUUUAUUUCUAUGGCAGUUCCGCUGUCUCUGAAACUCGGGGCAUGGGGGGUCCCUUUAAUGUGUUUUUAAAGUCUGAUUAAACAGCAUGAUGGGUUUUUUUUUAAUCAUUUCGGAAGCUGUAUCUUUUACUUUUUACCUGCAUUUUUUUUUACUAGAGAUUUUUUUUCCCCUUAUGAACAUAGGGAUUUUUUGCAGUUUUGCUGCUGCACUUGUUGGGACAUGCUGAUUUUUUUUAUUUUUAUGGGGGGGGGGGGGGUUUGUCAGCUCUCGACAGUGGAAUAUUUUAUUCCCCGUGAAAUAACAACGCGUGAGCACCUUUUCAUGUGACUCCACUUUGUUAUUCCUACUGGAAACAGGAAUAAAUUGACAACUGGUUGUUACCAUUCCCUUUGUCAGUCCAUUGUGACCUACACAGCCUGUCAGAGUAUUUUAUUCUAUAUUACCAGGAGGAAUAACCGAGGGACAACAUUAUGUAAACUGGUAAGAUACUUCAGAAUUGCUAUUGCAUAGGGAAUGGAAAGUUUCACUAAAACAAACUCAUCAGGGGAGGG